This is a messenger RNA of Micropterus dolomieu (smallmouth bass), 3416 nucleotides long. It is a transcript of the gene srrm1, whose product is annotated as serine/arginine repetitive matrix 1. Lineage: Eukaryota; Metazoa; Chordata; Actinopteri; Centrarchiformes; Centrarchidae. Gene Ontology annotation, cellular component: spliceosomal complex. The coding region runs from base 108 to 2585 and encodes 825 amino acids. Gene Ontology annotation, molecular function: RNA binding. Gene Ontology annotation, biological process: mRNA processing; regulation of mRNA splicing, via spliceosome. The record is from RefSeq and is a predicted model, not a curated record. The transcript has 17 exons.
GUUGCUUCCGGCAGAGGCGCACCCGUCAUCCGGUUUGCUACUUAAAAUUUCACCGGAGCCACACACGUCUUUCUUAUCAGCGCCUGUAAUACAACUUUUCUCCGAUAAUGGACGCGGGAUUCUUCCGCGGUACAAGUGCGGAGCAAGACAACCGUUUCAGCAACAAGCAGAAGAAACUGCUGAAGCAGCUGAAAUUUGCAGAAUGUCUGGACAAGAAGGUGGACAUGACCAAAGUGAACCUGGAAGUCAUCAAACCUUGGAUUACUCAGCGAGUGACAGAGAUUCUGGGGUUCGAAGAUGAUGUCGUCAUAGAGUUCAUAUUUAACCAGCUUGAGGAAAAGCACCCAGAUAGCAAGAUGAUGCAGAUCAACCUGACAGGCUUCCUGAAUGGGAGGAAUGCCCGGGAGUUCAUGAAGGAUCUGUGGCCCUUGCUGCUUAGUGCCCAGGAGAACAUUGCUGGCAUCCCGUCUGCUUUUCUGGAACAGAAGAAAGAAGAAAUUAAGCAGAGACAGAUUGAACAGGAGAAGCUAGCUUCUUUGAAGAAGGUCGAUGACGAUAAGAAGGAAAAGGACAAGGAGAUGAGAGAGAGGGCUCAGUCAAAGAGCCCAAGGAGGCGGAAGACGAGGUCACCUUCACCACGGCGAAGGUCGCCAGUGAAGCGGGAAAGGAAACGUAGUGCCUCACGCUCCCCGAGACGCAAACCCAGUCCAGUUGGUGGCAAUUCACCCCCAACUCCCCCCCUGAUGCCGUUGCCCAUUAAACCUUUGGAGCAGCCUGAGGACCUAGAUGCACCAGGAAGAGCCAUGCCAGAACCAGUCAUACCAGAAACCUCUUCCACCUGUGAGACAGUUGUGGAGGUGGUGAAAGCAGACUCAGUGGUUGAAGUGAAAGAACCUUCUCCAGAAAAGACUCAGAAGAAAGAGGAGAGGCCCAGGUCCCGGGAAAGGGAGAAGGACGGUAAGAGGGAAAGACCUCACCACCGUUCUCGUUCUCAUUCCCGCUCGCGCCGGCGACGCUCCCGCUCUAGGUCCUACUCCCCUCGUAGAAGGCCGAGUCCCAGGAGGAGAAUGUCUCCUCGUCGAAGGAGCCCCCCCAGACGUGGCCCACCCAACUCCAGACAAAGGCAUAGACGCUCCCCUGUCCGCAGGAGGCGCUCUCACUCUGCUUCAUCCUCUGGCAGCAGCACAUCCGGCUCUCGCUCACCUAAAAAAGCAGUGAAAAGAAUAUCUAGCACACCACCCCGAAAACCGAUCCAUCAUCCUGACACUUCCAUCAGCCCUGCAGGGAAGGACAGACGAUCACCAUCUCCACGGGCCAGAAGAGGCAGAGGCUCUCCAUCACCAGCAAGAUCAUCUGGUUUAAAGCGAAAACCAGGAGGAAGGGGUGAUUCUCCAUCUGAUAAUACCAAGCCUAGACCUUCUGAAGGGUCUGAGUCAGAGGAGGAUAAAAAUGAGAAAGGGGCAACAGCAGAUUCGGUGCAGCAGCGACGUCAGUAUCGCAGGCAGAAUCGACAGUCUUCUUCAGAUACAGGGUCUUCCUCCUCAGAAGACGAGGGGCCUAAGAGGCCAGCAGUGGGGCCAGGUGCCAAAAAUGGUGAAGUCAGGAGGAGACGUAGCCGUACGCCCUCCCCACGGAGGAGACACAGGGAUGUCUCCCCAAGGAAAAGACGUUCUCCAUCUCUUGGGCGCAGACGGCGCUCCCCUUCUCCCCCACGACGUCGCAGAUCUCCUUCUCCUCCUAGACGAAGGUCUCCUUCCCCACCUCCCCGCCGUCGCUCUCCAUCUCCGAGACGAUAUUCUCCCCCUAUCCAGCGUCGCUACAGCCCCUCCCCUUUGCCUCCACAGAAGAGGAGGAUGUCUAACUCUCCCACAAAGCGCUCUUCUCCAGGGGCCAAGCGACGCCUCUCCAGGUCCCCCAAACGCAGAAGUUCUCCUCCUCAAAGGAGACGCACACCUCCAUCCUCCUCAUCUCCACCCAGACACAGGAGGAGCCCCAUGUUGCCUUCUGUCAGGCCAAGCAGGGAUACACGAUCCCCUGUUGCAGCAGCCAGCCGCACUGUUAGGGGUUCCACCAGUCCUCAGGGACGUUUUGAAACCUUCAAUACAUCUCCAUCUAACCAGCGGAGACAGUCUCCUUCACACAGUGGCAAACCCAUCCGCAGAGUGUCCCGCACGCCAGAGCCACGCAACAGCCAGAGACCAUCUCUGAGUCCCCAGCCUAUGAGGAGAGCAUCCUCUAGAUCCAGAUCGGUUUCCCCUCGACCGGCAGCUCUUAAACGUCCAGCCCCUGCAUCUGCCUCCCCUUCACCAUCUCGCUCAGCCAGCGUGUCUCCACCACCAGCCAAAAAGGCCAGCAGUGGUUCCGGCAGUCAAUCCCCAAACAAGAAUUCUGAUGUUGACGGCAGUGGAAAGAAAAAGAAAAAGAAGAAGGAAAAGAAACACAAGAAAGAGAAGAAGCACAAGAAGCACAAGAAGCAUAAGAAGGAGAAGAGCACCAGUGGCACUGCGACUGGAGACGGACAAGAAAACCAGGGUGUGGAGGAAGAUGGCGAGUCAAGAAAGGCAAAGAAUCAGACAGUGAAGUAGAUGACACCUUGGACGACCUGGAGAAGCACCUACGAGAGAAGGCCCUGCGCUCCAUGAGAAAGGCCCAGAUGUCUCCAUCACAGAUGUCCUGAAAACAAAAGGGCUUUCUCACUUUUUAAUUUUCCACUCACUCUUGAUGUUUGUCAUCAACCUGGUUCAGCUUUAGAAUGUACAAAUUGUUAAAUCUUGAGUCUUUUGUUUUCUUUUUACUGGUUUGGUACAUUCUGAAGGGUGUGUUUCAUUAAGAGCUUGAUUUGUCAGUUAGUGUAUUAUCUAAACUGUAAAGAAGCUUGUGUUGUCCCUAAUUUUAAAAAAAAUCUAGAGCAGGGAAACGGUUUAAGCUCAGAGGUGUGAAUUGGGCAGGUUACAAAUAUUUUUCCUCAACGUACAGUAGAUUCCAUAGAGAAAUGAUUGCAUGUGCAGUGAUUGUCUCUGAUGUGCAUGAACCACUGACCUUAUGGAGUGUAGAGAGAAACCAACAUACAGUACCAUACUGUUGCUAUUGCCUUUUAUUAGAGGAAACACUCUGUGAACUGUUAGAGGCCGUAACAGAACAUCUUGUCCCAUAUUGUAACUGAAUAGAGGUGUUUGGCAUUGUUUAACUUGCUGUUUUUUUUUUUUUUCUGACUUUGUUUUAGUCUUAAAACAAUACAUUUUCAAUCUGAUGUGAUACAGAGUAUGCUUUAAUUUCCCAAAUGGAUGGAUAAUGCAACAUUAUGUUGACACCCUUGCACCAAGCUAAUAUCUGUGGGACUGCUAUAUGAUUUGUAUUUAGUACCCCUGGCUCUUGUCAUCUUGUCAUCCUUUCAGAAUUAAAACCUUUUUAUAGGA